AUGUCUUCAGCUUCUCACACUCCAAAUAUCCGCCAGACAAUCAUCAUGCAGAGUAGUCCAGUCCUCCACACCCAAUUCCUAUCAGAGGUAUUACCCCAACCAACUCUUUCCAUCCCAAGAUUCGAGCAUCACCCCGAUGGCUUCGGACUCAACCAUCGUCGUCCUCGCAUCUCAUGGCGGUUCUCCCAUCCGUCAGAUGCUAAAUCCGAGGCGGUGAAUUCUUGGGUUCAGAGUGCAUAUGAUAUUGAGAUUAGAAGACAAGGCUCUAUGUACACCAACUCGUAUCAUGUUGAGAGCUCAGAGUCAGUGCUCGUGCCCUGGCCCGGGAGAGCUCUAGAUUCCGCAGCAGUCGCAGCAGUACGAGUUAGGAGCUACGGAGGUACAAGCGGUAUCACCGGCUGGUCCCCUUGGGCUACAGCAGAAGCCGCGCUCCUAGAAGAGGGAAGAUGGUCUGCACCGCCGAUUGCGCCCUCCAAGAAGUUCGAGAAGGAAGAUACGACUCUGCGUCCAGUGCGAUUCCGCAAGGCGUUCUCUCUGCCCCAAACAGAUGUCGUUAAAGCUAGACUUUAUAUCACAGCACUUGGUUUGUAUGAGGUUUAUCUCAACGGGACCCGCGUGGGUGAUCACGUCCUCGCCCCUGGCUGGACGAGCUACUCGCAUCGACUCGCAUACCAGAUGUUCGACGUCACGGCUUUGCUCUCGCAAGGAAACAACGUUAUUAGCGCCGAGGUUGGGGAAGGCUGGUAUGCUGGCUUGAUGGGCAUCAGAGGAGGGCAGAGAUUUAACUAUGGCAAUGAACUUGCUUUAUUGCUUCAACUGGAGGUUAUGCUUGAUAACGGCGAAGUGAUUGUUCAAAGGACGGACGGCACCUGGAAAUGCCAUCCAAGUGCUACUAUCACGAGCGAGAUAUAUAACGGAGAACGCUAUGACAUGAGCCAAGAGCAAAGUGGUUGGAAGCUGCCGGAUUUCGACGAUGCUUCCUGGACCUCUGUCAAGCUGUUGCCCAUGCCCUCGGCCGCACUAUUUGCAUCAGAUGCUGAACCAGUUAGGGUCACCCAAGAGGUCAAGCCCGUUUCUAUCAUCACCAGCCCAAGCGGGAAGACGAUUUUUGACUUUGGCCAGAACCUCGUCGGCUUCGUGCGUAUUCGAAAAGUGGCCCCGCGGAGCGAGGUGUCCAUAGUGCAUGCCGAAGUACUCGUCGACGGAGAAAUGGGCAUGCGACCUUUACGUGCGGCUAAAUGUACAGAUACUGUCGUGACGUCUGAUACCGCGCUUCUCGGCUGGUGCCCGAAGUUCACAUAUCACGGCUUCCGCUACAUGCAGCUGAGUGGGUGGCCAGAGGGGGAAGAACCGUCAAUAGAAGACUUCACCGCACUAGUGAUACACACCGACAUGAGGCGUAGGGGUUGGUUCAAGUGCUCGAACCCGCUAGUAAAUAAAUUGCAUGACAAUAUCGUGUGGGGCAUGCGUGGAAACUUUGUCAGCGUUCCGACAGAUUGUCCUCAGCGGGACGAAAGGUUGGGGUGGACCGGCGAUAUACAGGUGUUUGGCCCUACGGCGAGUUUCUUAUACGAUACCAUGGGCAUACUCGGGAGUUGGCUUGAGGAUCUCUCUGCGGAGCAGAUGGCGCACGAAGAGAAAAUUCCACCCCUUGUCUGUCCUGACGUUAUGGCGGAUUUCUGGACACCAACACCCCAGGCGGUAUGGCAUGAUGUUACGAUCCUCACACCAUGGGAUCUCUACCAAUCUUCUAGUGACCUCGAAGUGCUUCGCAGGCAGUAUCCCAGCAUGGUCGCAUGGCUAGACACCGCCAUCCGCCGCGGCACCGAUCGCCUCUGGGACAUUAACAUCUGGCAGCUCGGCGAUUGGGUCGAUCCAGCUGCACCGCCAUCUGAGCCAGGAAACGGACGGACGGACGGUGUGCUCGUGGCCGACGCCUACCUCGUUCACAUCACAACGACGAUGUCGCGGGUAUGCUCCGCCCUUGGCCUCGAGGUCGAGAGCAAGCUCUACGCCUUGGACGCCAUAGUGCUAAAAGGCGCCUUCCGCGACAAAUACAUCACACCCCUCGGAAACCUCGCCAACUUUACACAGGCGGCUAUCGCGCUUGCCGUCCAAUUUGACCUCUACCCGGGUCUUGCGCAGCUUGCGACCGCGCGCCAGAGUCUUGUGCGCCUUGUGCACAAGGCACAUUACCACGUCUCGACCGGGUUUGCAGGAACGCCCGCUAUUCUGCCCGCGCUGACCAAGGUAGGUGAGGCUCCCCUGGCGUACCGGAUGCUGAUGGAGAGGCACUGCCCGUCAUGGCUGUACCCCGUGACAAUGGGUGCGACGACGGUAUGGGAGCGAUGGGACGCACUACUGCCCGAUGGCAGCUUGAACCCGGGGCAGAUGCUCAGCUUCAACCAUUACGCGCUGGGUGCCGUGGCGGCGUGGUUGCAUAGCACUGUGGGUGGCAUCAGCUCUGUUGAUGGAUGGCGGACGGUUGUCGUGAGGCCUAUCCCUGGUGGCCGUAUAGAUCAGGCGGAAACACAGUUUGAUGGGCCAUAUGGCAGGGUGGAGUGUAAGUGGACAGUUGAGGAAGAUAAGUUUAAGAUGGAUCUUCUAGUGCCGCCAAACUCAAGGGCGCAAGUUACACUUCCUGCCGCGCAGAGGGCCGGGGAAGAGAAGACUGUUGCGGUGGGAUCAGGAAGCCAUGUAUUCGAGUGCUCGUACGAGGCUGACGAGUGGCCGCCUCGAGCAACGUUAGGAUCUUAUUCCGGUCCUAGAGGGACGGUCUGUGGCUGUUCCUGA
Molecule: messenger RNA, 2793 nt
Organism: Venustampulla echinocandica
Lineage: Eukaryota; Fungi; Ascomycota; Leotiomycetes; Helotiales; Pleuroascaceae
Exons: 2
Coding region: 1-2793 (930 amino acids)
Biological process (GO): carbohydrate metabolic process
Source: RefSeq, a predicted model, not a curated record